Messenger RNA from Silurus meridionalis, 2217 nucleotides. RefSeq names its product innate immunity activator b (gene inavab). Gene Ontology annotation, biological process: positive regulation of protein ubiquitination; adherens junction maintenance. The record is from RefSeq and is a predicted model, not a curated record. The transcript has 10 exons. Bases 266 to 2092 code for a protein of 608 amino acids. NCBI's taxonomy places the organism in Eukaryota, Metazoa, Chordata, Actinopteri, Siluriformes, Siluridae.
UUAAGUCAGGAAAAGUUUGUGAACACGGUUAGCAUAAUAAUGGCAAAGUGGUUUGUUUGCUUCAACGAUCAAGCAAAGUAAAGUAGUUUGCCGAAGUUGAAACAGCAAGAUCGGGUUCCCUUCCGUGUACAGUUUGGUAUGGUCUCUUUUUAGAGUCCUAGUUACAACAAAUCUGGAAUGCGUUAGUCUGGGAAACGUGGAUGAAACAUACCUGAAUGUUCCUCUGUGAAACUUGGGGAAGUUUGAGUGUGAAUCUGCCUUUGAUAUGAAUGCAGGUGAUAUGGAAGCCAAAGAGGAGAUCAGUGACACAGACAGUGGGAUUAUUCUGCAUUCUGGACUGGAUAGUCCUAUUAUUGUGGCCAAGGAUGCAAGUACACACACACGGGCUGUGAAGCUUAAACGGCAGUCAUUGCAGGAUAGGCUUGAGCUGUGUAUACUGGAACUGAAGAAACUCUGUAUUAGAGAGGCUGAGCUCACUGGAUAUUUGUGUUCUGACUUCCCUCUGUUGCCUGGAGAGAAACCUCCACAAAUACACAAGCGCAUUGGAGCUGCUUUUAAAUUGGAUGAGCAAAGCAUUCUGCACAAAAUCAAGGACUCAGAACUAUGCUCACUGGAGGCUAAGCUGGCCCUUCAGCAACAGAUCUACAUAGCAGCGAAUAGGUUGUGCCAUGAAGAACACCUGAGCAAGGCAGUAAAGAAAAGCAGAGUACAGCAGUGCAAGCAUGAGGAGCAGAAACUAAAGGAGCUCCAAGAUUCUAUAUUCCGAUUACGCCUUGAACACAGCCACUCCUCACCACGAUCUAGUAUAAUCAUACAAAAAUAUCAUGGCACUUUGGAUAAUAGUUCAUUGUCAGACUCUGCAGUGUUGGAUGAAGAGCUGACAAGCCAGUCAUCCCAGGCUUCCUCAGAGUCCCCUUCCAUUACAGAGCUUCAUUUUGUGGCACCAGGCCCUUCCCAUAUUUGUCCACAUCCCUCUGUUCCACCACUUUAUCCCUCUGAGCCAAGAUCCAGCCCCCAUCAACCACCUCUUGAGAAUUUGCACUCCUGUCACAGCCCCUUGCUGGAGUAUGACCCUGCUCCUAUCCAGAAUUCACCUUGGAAAGAGUCUAGCCUUGAUCAGCCUUACCAGAAAGUGAAGAAAUCCAGUAUCGUUAGCUCCAGUCCUGCAGUUAUGCCUACACUGCCCCCAUUGGAAGCUUGUUUAGAAGAGAUCGACCAGAAACUGCAGAUACCCAAACAUACAGCACUGAGCCGCACACAGUCCAGCAGUACUCCCUCUACUCCAGAGAUGCAUCUACGAAGAGUACUAUCCAUCAGAGUUCCCAGUAGUGAUCCACCAAAUAAUGAAGAGCGAGACAGAGGGCGGUCACGCGGUGCCAGAAGACGACUGACGGAUGUUAUUCUGACAUCACCGGAGUACUCCUCUGUAAUGUCUAUGGGAAACCCAUUACAUUACUCCAGCUCAGAGGAUAGUUGCUCUGAGCACUCGUUAGCUACUUCCUACAAUAGCUCACCAUGCCAGGAGCUUUUAGCUGAGCCAGACCAGCUAUGCCAAGCACAGCACAGAUACCAAUACUCUAAUCACAUCUCAAUGCCAUACAUAACUCACAGCUACUACAAUUCUACGACCCAACUUUCCCCCAGACUCUACAGAGGCUAUGUAGAUGAAGGAACAGGCCAUGAUAUGGACUUGAGUAGAAUAUAUAUCAGGCGUCACCCUUCUCCUUGUACAAGUGGUCACUACGAGUACCGGUACGAAGGGGCACCACUAUACCAGCAAGGGGGAAGACGGAUUCCCCACAAUCUGAAGCUAUCCCGUGCCCCCUCACUCAAAGAGUACCCUCAGCACCCAAGCAGAACUCUCCCACGACAGGUGGUUUCACAUGAGCUGAAGUCAUGGCAUCAGCGCUGCCAGUUGCGGCCACGGUCUCUAGACAGACAGGGAGCAGUGCGUAGUCGGAACAUGCCCUUACAUGAGUCACCACUCUCUCAUCAACAUGACUUCUUUGAUCAGGUCCCCAAAAGGACUGUGGAUAGGACACCAGUGAACCGGUACAAAGAAGAAGACCAAGAGAUUGUAAGCCAGGUAUAGCAAAAGUACCCUGUGGGACAAAAGUCCUAUUUAUGUUUUAAUUUAUUGACUAAUAUAACUAAAAUAUCAGUGAUUGUAUCUGUAGUUUGGUUGAGCGUUUAUAUAAAACAUUUUAUAUAACGACA